AUGCCAGAUGCGCUGCCGCCAGAAGUGCCGUACACUGUAGUUAUGAAAUUCGGCGGCUCGUCGGUGGCGAACGCGGCGCGCAUGAGGGAGGUGGCAGAUCUGAUACUGUCAUUCCCAGAGGAGAAUCCGAUCAUCGUCAUGUCCGCCAUGGGGAAAACGACAAACAACCUGAUCAAGGUGGGCGAGAGGGCGCUGACGUGCGGGUCCGCCAAGUGCGCGGCGAUCGACGAGCUGCGAGUAAUCAGAGAGCUCCACGUGUCCACCAUGGAGGAGCUCGGCGUCGAUUGCGCUGAGGUGCAUGAACUGAUGCACGAGCUGCAGCAGCUAGUAACGGGGAUAGCGCUCAUGCGCGAGCUGACUCCGCGCUCCUCGGAUUACCUCGUGUCGUUCGGCGAGCGCUGCUCCACGCGCAUCUUCGCCGCCUACCUCAACUCCUUGGGUGUGCCGUCCAAGCAGUUCGACGCAUUCCACAUGGGCGUGAUCACAACGGACGAGUUCACCAACGCGGACGUGCUGGACGAGACCUACCCCGCCGUGGCGGACUCCCUCCUCUCCGCCUACCAUGCUCACCGGGAAAGUGCUGCUGGCAGUGCGGACGAGAGCAGCAGCAGGGCGUUCAUUCCGGUGGUCACAGGCUUUCUGGGUCGGGGCAAGAAGACGGGAGCGACGACCACACUGGGCCGCGGAGGCAGCGACCUGACGGCGACCAUCAUAGGGCGAGCGCUGGGGCUGCAGGAGGUGCAGGUGUGGAAGGACGUGGACGGCGUGCUCACCUGCGACCCCAACCUGCACCGCGGCGCCGUGCCCGUGCCCUUCCUCACCUUUGAGGAAGCUUCCGAGCUGGCGUACUUCGGAGCGCAGGUGCUGCAUCCGCAGAGCAUGCGGCCGGCGCGAGAGGGGAAUAUCCCUGUGCGGGUGAAGAACUCGUAUAAUCGCAGUGCCCCGGGGACUUUGAUAACUCAAGAGAGGGACCUGUCGUCGGCGCUGCUGACCAGUAUUGUGGUGAAGCGUGGGGUUACCCUGCUGGAUCUGGUCAGCCUGAGGAUGCUCGGGCAGUUUGGGUUCCUCGCGAAAGUUUUUGCGAUUUUCGAGGCGCAGGGGAUUUCGGUGGAUGUGGUGGCAACGAGUGAGGUGAGCUUGUCGCUGACGCUUGACCCGGCGAAGCUGUGGUCUCGAGAGCUGAUUCAGCAGGAGCUGGAUAAGAUGGUGGAGGAGCUCGAGCAGGUGGCGGUGGUGAAGUUAUUGCAGCGGCGGUCGAUUAUUAGUCUGAUUGGGAACGUGUCGCGGUCGUCGGUUAUUCUGGAGAAGGUGUUUGGCGUGUUCAGACGAAACGGGACCAACGUGCAGAUGAUCUCGCAGGGAGCUUCCAAGGUGAACAUCGCUUUGGUAGUGGACGAUGAUGAAGCCACAGAGCUGGUGCAGCUGCUCCACAAGGAAUUCUUCGCUUGUCCAUACCUAUUCUCCGACAUGGCUGCCGUCUCCGCCGUCUCCGCGGUUUCUACCGUCUUUGCGGUGUCCGGCAUCACUGACGUGGCAACGAAUAAUUCUGUCAUGCGGGCCACCACAUGCAACAGUCCCGCCUUUUCUUCACUAAGCAACAGUCAUCGCGGGCAAAGAAGCGCCAUCCCCCCUGCUGAUUGCCCAGCUCCUUCGGCCCUCUCCGCCUUUGCGCCUGUUGAUCCACGAUCUCUGCGGAAGGCCAGCAACACAAUAGUGACAGCAGCAGCAACCACAGCGGAGGCGCAGACAGAGGAGGUGCCGGUGCCGGUGGUGGUGAUAGACAACCACUCGGAGGCCAAUGCGACGGUGGUGCAGCUUGAAUUUGGGGACCGGCUGGGCGCACUCAUGGACACGAUGGCGGCACUGCGCAGUCUGGGGCUGAACGUGGUGAAGGGACGCGUGACCACCGCAGGCACCGUUGCUCGCAACACCUUCACCAUCACACAGGAGGGAGGCAAGGUGGAGAGCGCUGAGAUGAUAGAAGCCAUUCGAGGCACCAUCAUCGCCAACCUCCUCAAGUACCACCCCGAGUCAGGCACGCAGCUGGCCAUGGGCCUCACAUGCGACUCGCCUCCCUGCAAUUCGAGUGUGCCAACACGCAUGGCCAUCACAGCCCUCCCGGACAACACGGGCAGCGAGCUGAGGGUGGAGGCGGCGGACCGGCCGGGGCUGCUCAUGGAGAUCGUGGAUGUGCUCACAGGGAUGUCCAUCAGCGUGACGUCAGCAGAGAUCGACACCGAGGGCAUGGUGGCGAAGGAUGUGUUCACGGUGUCGUACCAUGGGGGGCCACUGGAUGAUGAGAUGACCACGCUCACACUCAACGCCCUCAACUACACUCUCUCCCGGCCAGACAUCGAAGCAGAGGAAAGCUAUUAG
Messenger RNA from Closterium sp. NIES-65, 2376 nucleotides. The record is from the annotation of a GenBank genome assembly. Lineage: Eukaryota; Viridiplantae; Streptophyta; Zygnematophyceae; Desmidiales; Closteriaceae.